UCACAAAAGGGUUGCUAUAUUUUUCAUUUUCCUUUCCAUUUUUGAAGAGCCCAUAUCGUAUCAGGCGGUAUUUUUUUUUUUGUUUUUGGUUGGUGGGUUCGCAUUUUUGUAGCUUUUGUCAGCUGGGUUUUGAGUUUUAUUGGUGAAUGAUUCGUGGGAUUUUGAUUAAAUCCCUGGUUACGUGAAUCAGGGUGUGGGCUUGGUUUUCAUGGCAAGGAGGAAUAUUCUGUAGUCGUUUUCGUUGCUCAAUUUCUGGGGAGGUUUAAGGAUUUGUUGUUAGUUUUUCUAGGCUUGCUAUUGUUGAAAUCUGAUGGUUUUAGUGUCAUUUUUUUUUUGACAUUUUUGUUGCCUGAGGGACUGAUCAGUGAUCACUUGCUCCAAAGGGUGCAUUGCAGCUUCAGCAGUCUUCUUCGUUGAGAACAUGAGUAUGACGAGUGAAAGUGAAGACCGGAUGGUGCCUAAAGGUGCCAUAGGUUCACCAUCCGUUGAAGAAACUAGUGGUGGAGGAAACUUCGGAGUGAAUGGUCCUCUGAAGAAAGGUCCCUGGACUUCUGCAGAAGAUGCAAUUUUGGUUGAGUAUGUGACUAAGCAUGGAGAGGGGAACUGGAAUGCAGUCCAGAAGCAUUCAGGACUUGCCCGCUGUGGAAAGAGUUGUCGUUUAAGAUGGGCAAAUCACCUGAGGCCAGAUCUGAAAAAAGGUGCGUUCACUCCUGAGGAGGAGCGGCGUAUCAUUGAACUCCAUGCUAAAAUGGGAAACAAAUGGGCAAGAAUGGCUGCUGAGUUACCUGGCCGUACAGAUAAUGAGAUAAAAAACUAUUGGAAUACUAGAAUCAAGAGACGACAGCGUGCUGGCUUGCCAAUCUAUCCUCCUGAUAUCUGUUUGCAAGCUUUGAGCGAGAGCAAACAAAGUGAGAAUCUGUCUAGUUUCUCGUCGGUGGAGACACAACAUCCUGAUCUCUUACCAAUUAACAGCUUUGAGAUUCCAGCUGUAGAAUUCAAAAAUUUGGAACUCAAUCACCAGUUGUAUCCAUCACCACUUCUCGAUGUUCCAGGUCGUGGUUUGCUUGAUAUUCCUGCUAGUAGCCUGCUGGCCCAAGGUCUUCAUUCUUCCUAUGGCGGCAAAAUUUUGCUAUCAGCAGUCCAUCCAACAAAACGUCUUCGACAAUCUGAGUCCUUGUUCCCUGGCUUGGCUACCAGUUUUACUGGUGCCUUCACAAACUGCAGUAAAUAUCACAAUGAUGGUUCUGCACAGAAUCUUCAAUCAUUUGGGAUCACCUCUGCAUAUGAUCAGAAUCUAACUUCAGACAACCAAUCAACAUCCUGUGUACUUCCUGGCAGCCAUGCCCUUCUAAAUGGCAACCCCUCCUCCUCGGAGCCCUCAUGGGCAAUGAAGCUGGAGCUCCCUUCACUCCAAACCCAGAUUGGUAGUUGGGGCUCACCUUCUUCCCCACUGCCUUCCCUUGAGUCUGUGGAUACUUUAAUCCAGUCUCCCCCAACUGAGCACACCCAAUCAGGUAGUCUCUCGCCUCGAAAUAGUGGCCUGUUAGACGCUGUACUUUAUGAAUCGCAGUCUCUGAAAAACUUCAAGAGCAGUUCGUGCCAGCAUAUGUCUAGUGUGUCCAUGGCUCAGGGAGAAGUAAUGGAUAACUCACUGCAGGAUCUUCAUGAGGCAGAAUGGGAAGCAUAUGGUGACCCCAUAUCUCCUCGAGGCCACUCUGCUGCAUCAGUGUUGAGUGAAUACACCCCCAUCAGCAGAAGCUCAAUGGAUGAACUUCAGUCACUUGAGAAUACACCAGGAGGCAAAGUUAAACAAGAAGCAGAAGAAAUGGUCCCAACACAGUUCUGUGGAAAUGAUGAUGCCUUCAACUCAAACAACAUGAUCUUCUCAAGGCCAGAUUUUUUACUAGCAUCGAACUGCUUUGGUCCCAAGGGAGAGUACGGGAAAGAACAACUCCAUGCUGAAAGAUGCAGCUGGGGCACUUCUUGGUGACAAUUUUGGCUUGGACUACAGACAAAUUUGCACUAUAUUGUCCUCUCAGAUCAAGACUGGGUGUGGUUCUCUUUGCUGGAUAAUCUUCUAUCUGGGCUUCUUUCUAAAGUCUAGGAAGUCUCUUGCAUUUUUAAUGCAUUUGACUGCUUCAUUGUUACUGUUAUUGUCGUUGUGAAGUAAAGACGAAAUAUUUACAUUCAUUAGAACCAGUUUAGACAUUGUAAUGGCCUUCUUCCUUGCCACUCCAGGGAUUGUCAGCCAUAUUCACUUUUUGUUUGGUAAAGAUGGUACUGAAAACUUUUCUGCUCA
Molecule: messenger RNA, 2299 nt
Organism: Coffea eugenioides
Lineage: Eukaryota; Viridiplantae; Streptophyta; Magnoliopsida; Gentianales; Rubiaceae
Product: transcription factor GAMYB-like
Exons: 4
Coding region: 422-1990 (522 amino acids)
Source: RefSeq, a predicted model, not a curated record